Anneissia japonica is the source of this 3142-nucleotide messenger RNA. Its product is annotated as integrin beta-PS-like. The transcript has 20 exons. Gene Ontology annotation, molecular function: integrin binding. Gene Ontology annotation, biological process: integrin-mediated signaling pathway; cell adhesion mediated by integrin; cell-matrix adhesion. Lineage: Eukaryota; Metazoa; Echinodermata; Crinoidea; Comatulida; Comatulidae. The record is from RefSeq and is a predicted model, not a curated record. Gene Ontology annotation, cellular component: focal adhesion; cell surface; integrin complex. Bases 284 to 2305 code for a protein of 673 amino acids.
GCACAGAUUUACACAAAGAAGGAUGUUCAGUAAAUUACAUUGAAGACCCAGCAAGUAAUUUCACUGAAAUAAAGUCGGAGGAGCUGCGUGACUCUGUUAACCCUGUACAAAUAGUGCCUCAGGAAGUUGCGUUGCGUUCACGACUACGUAUGUAUUUUGAUGUUUUUAUGUUUAGUAUUUGUUUUACAUUCAAUAGAGAAUCUUAUGAUAUAUUGUCUUGUUAAAUCUUUAUGUGAUUUUACAGGAAGUUGCGUUGCGUUCACGACUACGCCUUAAAAGCACGAUGAAUGUUAAAGUUCGAUUGUCUACCGACAUACCUACCGAUAUUUACUUCCUAAUGGAUCUGUCCAGGUCAAUGCAGGACAUAUUAAAUACCAUGAAGAGUACUAUCAAGGACAUCGCUGUCGAGAUGAAAACUAUAACGAACAAUUUGAAUAUUGGAUUUGGUGCGUAUGUUGAUAAGCCUGUAAUACCGUACAUAGAGAGUAACAUAAGGAGGUAUUGCAAAAGACCUACGUGCGAUUUCCCUUACGGAUUUAAGAAUGUUCUAAAACUCACAAACCAGGAAACAAUAUUUGAAAAUUCCCUUGGCAAUGUUUUGAUUUCAAGUAGCCUAGAUGCCCCCGAGGGCGCUACAGACGGUCUAAUGCAAGUUAUUGCAUGCAAGAAUGAAAUUGGCUGGCGAAAAAAGUCACGUCGUUUUGUCAUCCUUAUGACUGAUGCUAGGACACAUAUUGCAUUAGAUGGAAAGCUUGGAGGGCUAGAGGUACCAAAUGACGGAAAGUGUCACCUAAAUUCAUCCGGAUACUAUGAUGGCUCGUUGAGUAUGGACUAUCCUUCUCUUGGACAACUUCAUGAGGCUCUGUUACAAGCAAAUAUAAUUCCAAUAUUUGCGAUUGCAAGACCAGCCACUGGGCUUGCUGAUGCUUUAAGAGUAUACGAGGAAAUGAUAAAGACGUUUUUUGAAGGUUCUACUGUAGCGAGGCUAGAAGAUUCACCGAGAACAAUAAUCAAUUUAGUGAAAGAAAACUUCAAGAAAAUCAGUGCUGAAGUAAAUAUGAUUGAUACGUCCCCACAAUCAGUGAUAAUGCGGUACAUGACAUCUUGCGGCAGAGAUGGUCCGAUGGUUGAGACAACAGAAUGCAUCGGUGUGGCGCCAGGACAGACGAUCGAGUUUUCUAUCGACGUUUAUAUUCACACCUGUGAUGAAGGAAUACGGAACUUCACAAUCAAGUCUGUCGGAUUGGAUGACGAGCUGUUGGUAAACAUAGACCCAAUCUGUACAUGCGAAUGCCAAAAUAAUACGAUUACGUAUAGUGAUCAUUGCUCUGAGGGUAAUGGUAACCUAACAUGUGGUAUAUGUAACUGCAAUGAAGAGUCGUUUGGCGAAUAUUGCCAAUGUGAUGCGACAGACAUAGACGAGUACGACGAUCGUGAUGAAUGUGUAGGGCCAGGAGAAAAAAUGGCUUGCUCCGGUCGAGGUACCUGCAUAUGUGGCCGAUGUGUUUGUAAUACCAAAAAUGGUGUUUCAAGAUAUUCUGGUGAAUUCUGUGAAUGCGAUAAUUUAUCAUGUUCACCCGAAUGUGAAAAUGGAAUAUGUUUAUGCGGGGUCUGUAGCUGUCAUGAGGGCUACACUGGACCAUCGUGUGGCUGUUUAUCUUCGGCUUGUGGAGUUUGUGAACGGAACAAUCUUACUUGCAACGGUAAUGGCGUAUGCGAAUGCGGUCGGUGUGAAUGUUAUGGAGACUACAGAGGCGACAUGUGUCAGUAUUGUGACGUCUGCGACAUUUGGCCCGAGUGUACUGAAGACAUUGAGUGUAUCAGAUGCAAAGCGAUAAACAGCAAUCAAUGUGAAGAGAAAUGCAAAGAUCUGCAUGACAUUGGCAACCGGACGCUCUCCAAAGAUUUAGCGUCGUGUAUGGAUCACCACCUAAAUAUGGUAGGCUUAGAACCAAAACAAUGCGACAAUAAAACCGAUAACUGCUACUUCAAGUACAAUAUAUCUGCUGACGAAAAACAGUGGUACAUCGUAAUUGGAGAAUGUGCGGAGGUUUAUGCUGAGGUUGCAGUGAAAAAAACGAUUGUUAUAGUAGUCAUAGCCUCACUGGUCGUAUGCCUUCUACCACUCUUGAUAUGGAGAUUGGUUGUGUACACAUAUGACAAUAUUGAAUACAGGAAAUUUGUCAAGGAACUAAACCGAACCAGUUGUGUAGUGAUGGAAGACAACAAACUCUACAACACACCGAUCACAUCUAUCAAGAAUCCUAUGUUUUUAAGCAGCAAAGAAGAAGCCGAAACACAAUAAAUCAUCAACAAUCACCAUUAUGAAGUUAGGUUUAACAUUACUUAAAAACAAAAAAAAAAUAUAUCCGGCUAAAUGAAUUUGCAGUGUUCGUAUGCAUCAACAAUGACCGCAUAACGUCAAUUGACGAUUAAACCAUGAAGAAAAUAUGGCAAUAUAUUUUCUCCGUGGUUACACAGGCCAGUAGCAGUAGAUAUUAGCAAAUCAACAGAAGAGUUAUGAAAUAUUAAUUAUAUAGUAAUAAGCUAAUUUAUGGUUAAAACGAACGUACAGCACAUUGAAUUUAACCAACCUUGAAAUUUUCUGUUAAAUUAAUUGUCCUGUAUGUUCGUUUUAACAUUAAAUUACUUACAGUUACAGUAUAUUACCGGUAAAUAUGAGAUUACAAUCGAGUAACAUAAGCUACCGUAGUUUAUUGCUCGGUCGGGAUAUAAGGGUACUAGAACACAGAAAAUAAUGCCUACUCAAAUCUUGCAAUAGCUCGAAUGAUUGCUGACAGAUUUUUUGGAAAUCAGUUUUGACACUAUGAAUGGAAAUCAUGUACAAAAGCUGGCUAUAAUGCAAUCGACUGUACGCCUAGUAUGAUUUUAGCAGAUGGUAGGUAGGUUAAGCUUAAUUUUCCACAAUCACAAUUUGUGAUCUUGCUAUGGUUAUCAUUUUAAUGGUCCUUUCCACUAAGGUCCCAGAAAACGACAGUGUAACGCCUUUUCCACGAUUCGGUAGACAUCUUGAAGUGAUGACAAACAACCCAAAUCAGUGGUGCGUAACCAACAGAAAUAAGAUAAGCUUUGAGGCUGAAUUCUUGUCCUAAUGUUAUCUAAAAAUUCAUAAUAACGGAGG